GUUAUGCUGGGUUUUGGGCGCCUGCAGGCCCUCUACCGGAGCCGACAGCUUGCUAAACAGUAUGAAGCAACCCGGGCUCAUAUCAUCAGGCUUCAAGCCAUGUGCCGUGGUUAUCUAAUGCGUCAAAAGAUAGCAGAGCAGAAGAAAGCUGUAUGUGUUAUACAGGCAUACGCAAGGGGCAUGUUUGCUCGCCAAAUCUACCAGAGGAUGAAGAGGGAGUGCAAGCUGGAAGCCAGAAAUAUCUGCUUGGAAGAAGAGAAACGUCUCAUGCAAGUCCUUGGACCAGUGAAAGCAAGGGAAGAAGCUAUGAGAUUAGAGAAGGAACACCUGGCUAUUCUGGAGAGAGAGGAGGCAGAAACAAGACAAAGGAGGAAUGCUCUUGCCAAUAAACCAACAAAUCAUGAUGUUAUCAGCGACCAAGAAAUGGUGGACAAAAUUUUUGGGUUUUUACCUUCUAUGAUCGGAGGCCAGGAAGGACAGGCCCCUCUGGGUUUUGAGGACUUGGAAACAAAGCCAAACAAGCUGUACGAGGUGGACCUUGACAUGGUUCCCAUGAGUGUGGAGCUAGAAGAGGAAGCAGAUGGCUUGGAAGAGUACACCUUCCCAAAGUUUGCAGCUACUUAUUUCCAGGGGUCAUCUACGCAUACACAUAUCCGGAGACAGCUGCGGCACCCACUACUCUACCAUGAUGACAAGGACAAUGUCCUGGCUUCUCUAGUCGUGUGGGUUAUCAUCCUGAGGUUCAUGGGGGACCUGCCAGAGCCAGCAAUGUUUGCCAAGAAUGCCACGACCAAGAGCGGCUCCGUGAUGACACAGAUAUAUGACACACUUGGCAGGAAAAACCAGGUCCAGUUCAGGAAUGACAGCCCAAAUAUGAGAGAAAGCAGAAAGGAUAACAAGAUUUCCAAGGGGAUCUCUUCCCUGAAGCUGAAACGGUCAUCCAAGUUGACAGGGAAGGUGACAGACCAGCUGAGAAGUGGAGAAGAGGCUUUCCAAGAGGACAGCUCGAUCUCUGAGAGACCUAUGUCCAACCUAGAAAAAGUGCACUUCAUUAUUGGCAAUGCAAUUCUGCGUCCUGCUAUCAGAGAUGAGAUUUAUUGCCAGAUUUGCAAACAACUCACUGAAAACAGCAACAGGAGCAGCUAUGCUCGAGGAUGGAUCCUUCUGUCACUUUGCCUUGGUUGCUUUCCUCCUUCAGACACAUUUGUGAAGUACCUGUUGAAUUUCAUCCACCAUGGGCCGACAGGCUAUGCACCAUAUUGUGCUGAACGUCUGAGACGUACCUAUGUCAAUGGAGCACGGACUGAACCUCCAAGCUGGCUGGAACUUCAGGCAACAAAGCAGAAGAAACCCAUUGUGUUUAAUGUCACCCUGAUGAAUGGCCAAAGCAUCACUGUUCCUGCAGACUCUGCUUCCAUUGCCAAAGAGAUUUGUCAGUUCAUAGCAGAUAAAACCAAACUGAAGGAUGUGUUUGGUUUUUCACUCUACAUUGCUGUAUUUGAUAAGGUCUGGUCACUGGGUGGGGGACGAGAUCAUGUUCUAGAUGCCAUCUCUCAGUGUGAACAGCUGGUGAAGGAGCGGGGCACACAUGAACGCAAUGCGCCCUGGCGGCUCUACUUCCGGAAGGAAAUCUUCACCCCCUGGCAUAACUCCCAGGAGGAUCCUAUCAGCACUGAUCUAAUUUACCACCAAGUCAUUCGCGGCAUCCGGUUUGGAGAGUACCGUUGUGAGAAGGAGGAGGAUUUGGUCGAGAUAGGUGCAAAAUACUGUUACAUUGAGUUUGGAGAGUCCAUUCACAAUGAACGUGUGCAGAAGGCGCUCCAUGACUGUAUCCCAGUGAAACAGCUGAAGUCCAAGCCCCUGGAAAAGUGGGUGAGCCUUAUAACCUACGCACAUGCUAAGGCCCCAUACACACAGGACCGUGUCUCCUGUCAGACUGUGAAGGAACAACUUGUAGAUUUUGCUCGCUUUCAGUGGCCUUUGCUUUUUUCCCGAUUCUUUGAAGUCACUAAGUUUUCAGGUCCCAGCUUGCCCAAGAACCACUUUAUCAUUGCUGUAAAUUGGAAAGGUAUCUGCUUCUUGGAUGAGUCAGAAAAGCGGCUCCUUGAGCUGACCUUCCCAGAGAUAACUGGCAUCCACACCAACAGGGCAGUGAAGUCAUUUGGACAGAGUUGCACUCUCAUCACACUUCGUGCCGAGGAGUUUGUGCUUACAUCUGUAAACAGUGUUGUCAUUGCUGAACUGGUGGUCAUGUUCCUGGAAGGACUGAAGAAGAGAUCACGAUUCGCUGUGGCAAUGCAUGAGAAAAAAUCCCAAGAAGACCCUGCCAUCUUGUCCUUCAAGAAGGGAGACUUGCUAAUCUUCACCGAAGACAAAAGGCUUGAUGCAAACUCUGGCUGGAUCUGUGCCCAGAAUGAAAGGACAGGCAAAACAGGGAAUGUAUUUUUGGAAGAGAUCUACAUCAUUCCUUCUCUCACAAAACCCUCUAGUCAAGUGCUGAGUUUGCUGAUGAUGUCUCCAGACCAGAGAAGGACAGCUUCACAGAACUCCUACAUGGAUGAACCUGAUGAAGAGGAUCUCAAAGUGAAGCCUUACACGCUGGAGGAGUUCUCCUAUGAACACUUCAGGACUCCUGAGAAGGAAUCCAUCAGCAAAGCUGUUCUCCAGAAAUCCCGCAAGCACAGUCAACUGUGGGCACACUCUAAGGAGCCCUUGAAACAGCCCUUGCUGAAGACAGCAUGCACAGACCCUGAUCUUCGGGACUUGGCAUGUCAGGCCUUCAUUGCCAUCAUGAAAUUCAUGGGAGACUAUCCCUCAAAACAGGCACACUCCUCUGUGGAAGUCACUGACCAGAUAUUUGUAGCAGCUAUCCAGGAGGAGGUCCUGCGGGAUGAGAUUUACUGUCAGAUUAUGAAGCAACUGACUGAGAACAGAAACAGGUACAGCGUGACCAAGGGCUGGCAGCUACUUUGGCUCUGCACUGGCCUGUUCCCACCCAGCAAGUCACUGCUGAAACAUGCCCAGAAGUUCAUGGAGACACGUCAGAAAGAGACGCUGGCCCUGGAGUGCAGUCGGAGGAUUCAGACAGUGAUGAG
Pelecanus crispus (Dalmatian pelican) is the source of this 3095-nucleotide messenger RNA. The record is from RefSeq and is a predicted model, not a curated record. Lineage: Eukaryota; Metazoa; Chordata; Aves; Pelecaniformes; Pelecanidae.